Molecule: messenger RNA, 2340 nt
Organism: Eruca vesicaria subsp. sativa (arugula)
Lineage: Eukaryota; Viridiplantae; Streptophyta; Magnoliopsida; Brassicales; Brassicaceae
Source: the annotation of a GenBank genome assembly
AUGGCUCCAAGGUUCGGUUUUUCAGAUUUGUGGGCGAAAGAAACGAGGAAAGGCACACCAGUUGUGGUCACAAUGGAGAAUCCCAAUUACUCCAUCGUUGAAGUGGAUGAGCCAGACGGUGCGUUCAGACCAAUGGAGAGGAGUAGAGGGAAGAAUGUUAAGCAAGUGACUUGGGUUUUGCUUCUCAAAGCUCACAAAGCCGUUGGUUGUCUCACUUGGCUAGCAACAGUCUUCUGGUCUCUCCUUGGUUCGGUCAAGAGACGUCUCUGUUUCACUCACAGGCUUGGCUCUGAGAGACUUGGCAGAGACAGAUGGCUUUUCUCAGCCAUUAAGCUCUUCUUAGCUGCUUCCUUGUGGGUUCUUGUCUUUGAGUUAAUUGCUUAUUACAGAGGAUGGCAUUACUUCAAGAACCCUAGCCUUCAUAUUCCGACAAGCAAACUUGAGAUCCAGAGCUUGUUUCAUCUGCUCUACGUUGGUUGGUUAACCUUAAGAGCUGAUUAUAUUGCUCCUCCGGUUAAAGCCCUCUCCAAGUUCUGUAUUGUACUGUUCCUUGUGCAGUCUGUAGAUCGUUUGAUUCUUUGCUUGGGAUGUUUCUGGAUCAAGUACAAGAAGAUUAAGCCGAGAGUCAUCGUUGAAGAGUCUUAUGAUGAUGUUGAAGGAGCAGGAUCUGAGUAUCCAAUGGUUCUUGUUCAGAUACCAAUGUGCAAUGAGAGAGAGGUGUAUGAGCAAUCUAUAUCUGCUGUGUGUCAGCUAGAUUGGCCAAAAGAUCGAAUACUGAUUCAGGUUCUAGAUGAUUCGGAUGAUGAAAGCAUACAGGAGUUGAUUAGAGCUGAGGUUACUAAAUGGAGUCAAAAGGGUGUCAAUAUUAUUUACAGGCAUCGCUUGGUUAGAACUGGUUACAAAGCUGGUAACCUCAAAUCUGCAAUGAGCUGUGAUUACGUGGAAGCUUACGAGUUUGUUGCAAUUUUCGAUGCGGACUUUCAACCUAACUCAGAUUUUCUUAAACUGACCGUUCCACAUUUCAAGGGGAAGCCAGAGUUAGGUCUGGUACAGGCUAGGUGGGCGUUUGUGAACAAAGACGAGAACCUGUUGACACGUCUCCAGAACAUCAAUCUUUGUUUUCAUUUUGAGGUUGAGCAGCAAGUUAAUGGUGUCUUCUUGAAUUUCUUUGGCUUUAAUGGAACUGCUGGUGUGUGGAGAAUCAAAGCCCUUGAGGAAUCUGGAGGUUGGCUUGAAAGGACAACCGUUGAAGAUAUGGAUAUAGCUGUUCGAGCUCAUCUUCAUGGAUGGAAAUUCAUAUACCUAAACGAUGUCAAGGUUCUUUGUGAAGUUCCUGAGUCAUAUGAAGCAUACAAGAAGCAGCAACACCGAUGGCACUCUGGACCUAUGCAGCUGUUUCGCUUGUGUCUUAAAUCAAUCUUGACCUCUAAGAUUGCAAUGUGGAAGAAAGCAAAUUUGAUACUUUUGUUUUUCCUUCUAAGGAAGCUCAUACUACCUUUCUACUCCUUCACAUUGUUCUGUGUGAUCCUUCCAAUCACAAUGUUCGUUCCAGAAGCUGAGCUUCCCGUUUGGGUUAUCUGCUAUGUACCGAUAUUCAUGUCAUUGCUCAACAUUCUUCCUGCUCCAAAGUCUUUCCCUUUCAUUGUUCCUUACCUCUUGUUUGAGAACACAAUGUCAGUCACCAAGUUCAACGCCAUGGUAUCUGGACUGUUCCAACUUGGUAGCUCUUACGAAUGGAUUGUAACAAAGAAAGCAGGAAGAUCAUCAGAGUCUGAUCUUUUGGGUCUCACUGAUAAAGAGAUGCCACCACCAAGCCAAAUGCUAAGAGGAGUUUCAGACAGUGAGCUCUUGGAGAUAAGCCAAGUUGAGGAGGAGCAGAAGAAGAAGAAGAAACAAACAGUUACUGUGAAGAAAACUAAUAAGAUAUUCCACAAAGAGCUGGCUCUGGCUUUUCUGUUGCUCACCGCAGCAGUUAGGAGUCUGUUGGCCUCACAAGGAGUGCAUUUCUACUUCCUGUUGUUCCAAGGUCUCACUUUUCUUCUUGUGGGUCUCGACCUCAUAGGCGAGCAGAUGAGUUGAGAAACAACUGAUGAUGAUGGUUGAAGAUGCAGUUAAACUAUGUGAGUUUCCUCCUCCUAUUUUGCUAAUGUUGGAGCCAUAAUUUGUAGGAUAUUUGUUGAUUUUAAAUUUGGUUAUAUCUCUCCAUUGUGAUUAAUUAAUCCUUGUUAGGUUAGAGUUUAAGCUACAGUUAUACUCACCCCUCUCUAUAUCUGUAGUAUCUACAAUAGUCAGGAACUUGUUGCUUAUGUCUGAAAUACAUUGCUGUUAAACAGACUUACU